AUGCACAGAUCGGCAAGCUGGAGCCGGGCGGAUGAGUACUUCAUGCACCCAAACUCCUCCCCGUCAGCUGGGAAGGGGCCGUCGGGGCUACGGGUGUCAGUGUCGUUUGAUCAAGGCGGUGAUCAGCUGCCGGUGUACGAUCCCAUAGCAGAGCUGGCCAAGAAGGAAAGGUCUCGUGUUAAGUUCGCUGAGAAUGCCGUGCAUGUCAUCCCCAUUGUGCUUCUUCUAUGCGCCUUUGUUCUUUGGUUCUUCUCAAAUCCAGAGAUAGACGUGCGGAUUAAAACGGAUCCAAUAGCAGCAAGAAUUGAAGGACUGACGUUAGAGGGGGAGAUUGAGAAUGAUAGUGACGGGACUCAAACAGGCGGUCUGCCCAUGAUGGACUUGGGACUGGACUUGGAUCAAACAACAACGACAAUAUCAACAACAACAAAGCAAAUCAAACAUAAAUUAAAGUGA
This is a messenger RNA of Prunus persica (peach), 456 nucleotides long. RefSeq lists its product as uncharacterized. The record is from RefSeq and is a predicted model, not a curated record. The transcript has 2 exons. NCBI's taxonomy places the organism in Eukaryota, Viridiplantae, Streptophyta, Magnoliopsida, Rosales, Rosaceae. Bases 1 to 456 code for a protein of 151 amino acids.